Molecule: messenger RNA, 1074 nt
Organism: Cladocopium goreaui
Lineage: Eukaryota; Dinophyceae; Suessiales; Symbiodiniaceae
Source: the annotation of a GenBank genome assembly
AUGGGGCACCAUUGCUUCAUUGCUGAUACCACCCGACCACUGACUGAGGAGUCGUUGCAAGAGGCGCUAAGCCGUGCAGACGAUGGUAUCAUUAGGGUGGAGAUCAAGGAAGGGAACCAGAACAACCCACAGAACGGCGGUGACAACCAAGCUGUGAAAAACGAGCAGAAUAUGUCAAAUGACAUGUCAAACGACAUGCCAAAUGACAUGCCAACUGCAUUUGCGGCUGAAAGAUUUCCAAGUGGGUUUGUCGCAGAGGAUGUUGAGGCACAGGCACUUCAACCCUCGGCGCCUCCGCCGCCUCUGGAGCCGCUGUUGGGUGUUUGGCACGGAGCCGCCAAUGCCGUCGUGCAGGAUCCGCCUCCGCUGCACCAACCUCAGCCUGUGCAAGGCGUGGUUCUACCGGAGGUCCCAGAGGUGCCGCAGGUGCCACACGUGCCACAGAUGCCGCAAUCUCAUCCCUGGGACAUGCAGCAAAUCCCACAACUGGGGCACUUGGGGCACCUGGGGCAAUUGGGGCAGCUGAUUUCCCAGAAUCUGCAACAAGCGAAUCAGCAUCUCCAUCAGCAUCUUCAUCAACACCUACAUCGAACCCAUGAACAUUUGCAUCGACACAUGCAGCAACUGCAUACAAAUUUGCACAAUCGUCAGAGAGAGAUGCAUGAAGAAAUGCAUCGCGUGCAUCGCCGCUGUGCUGAAAUGCAUCAGAGAGCACAUUGCCAAGCACAUGCCAACGCGAACUCCUACCGUGCACAAAACCCUCCGCGAGAUGAACGCACUCAUUGGGCGAACACCAUGAAUGUGCAGACCGAGGUGCAGCCCUUGAUUGUGCAACCGCUGGAGAUGAAUCAGCAGCGGCGUCAUAUGAUUGGAGGGAUGAUCACUGGAUCCGGCAGACUCCACAAUUCUGAUCUGGUGCUCGACAAUUGCAUUGUCACAGGAUCCCUAUGCCUUUCUGGCUCGUCACGAGUACUGCUGCGAGGGGGCAUGCUUACUGGAUCCGUGAUGCGUGACGCAAGCUCAAUCUUUGAGAAUCAUGGCGGUAUGCUUACAGGGCAGGUGCUGGAGAUUUGA